ACUUAUCAGUAUGUUUGGUAAACAUUCCCGGAAACUAAGUUUUUCUAACAUUACGACUUGAGGCACCAUUGAAGAAACUGGCCAUGGCCUCUCGAACGAUGUUCUUGAUACAAUUGUAUUUAUUUUCUUUAAUUUUACAUUCGAGUUUUUGUGACUGGGCAUCUGAAUGGAUGGCACCUGUACGGGACCAUUUAACCAAUAAGUACAGCCCACCAAAUGGCCCCCAACCUAGAGGUGUCCCUGGUGUCAAUUACGAUGCAGGGAUUUUUGAUGAAGAAACUGAGCGAGUGACCAAUAUUUAUGAACCUGAAAGUCUGAAUAUGGAAGCGUCGCAGCCUAACUACGAUAUUUCUGCUGCCAGCUUGAAGUCGAAACUGGAGAAUUCGUUGCAAACUGCGAAACUGUUAACAGAGACGUUGAAGAUGCAAAUCAAUGCAUUGACUUUGAAAGAAGUUGAAUUGAAAGAGGCAAUCGCUAACGGCAGAUCAGGGGUGACGGCGUUGACAGUGUCGUCGAUGGGUCGUCUCCCGCGCACCUACCUCAUCAGGGACGGUUAUUGGACACGCUGCAACGGCAUGGUCCAGCCACCGCCCUCCGAUCAGACCAAGAGCUUCUUCAACGAAAUCAACAUUGCUCCAAGGUGCAUUGGACAAGAGGUAUCGUCGGGGCCUGACCCUUGCGUGUUCAACUCGAUCACGAAGUACGAGACAAUCCCGACGUACCGGCGGCUGGAGUACUACGAGGAGGACUACCUGUGCCUGAAGCCCACCUUCAACAGCAGCAUGGAGCAGUACCUCAGCGUGCCCAAGCAACUUGUCAACGAGACUUGUUCCAACGGUGUGAUAAGGACCCUCACAGAGAACUCGAUAGAGUGUGGUAUUCGGACUCUGGCAGACUAUACCUACUACCCUCAAAGGAGCUACACCUCUCUCCUACCCCUGGAGUACUGCACCGAAAAGGAUGGCUCCUGCAGGCUUAUCGUCGCGUGGCACAUCUCUAAUACAACCAUAGAGAAUUUCGAAUUCUUAAAAAAUCAACCGAAUUUCAAAAAAUAUUUCAUCAGAGCUAACUUUGUAGAGCAGGUUAUUUAAGGAAAAAUAUAUAUAUUUUUUUUAUUAAUUUCAUUAAUAAAAAGCUAAUUAAUAAUAUAAAUGUAUAUAACGGUAUCUUUUAAUAAAUAAAAAAUAUUUUGACAAUACUAUUAAUUAUAACUUUAUUAAAUUUUUAA
Molecule: messenger RNA, 1228 nt
Organism: Plodia interpunctella (Indianmeal moth)
Lineage: Eukaryota; Metazoa; Arthropoda; Insecta; Lepidoptera; Pyralidae
Exons: 6
Coding region: 84-1091 (335 amino acids)
Source: RefSeq, a predicted model, not a curated record